Messenger RNA from Sphaerodactylus townsendi, 1929 nucleotides. RefSeq names its product RANBP2-type and C3HC4-type zinc finger containing 1 (gene RBCK1). The transcript has 10 exons. Gene Ontology annotation, biological process: proteasome-mediated ubiquitin-dependent protein catabolic process; positive regulation of canonical NF-kappaB signal transduction; protein linear polyubiquitination. Gene Ontology annotation, cellular component: LUBAC complex. Gene Ontology annotation, molecular function: ubiquitin binding; ubiquitin-protein transferase activity. The record is from RefSeq and is a predicted model, not a curated record. Bases 19 to 1455 code for a protein of 478 amino acids. Lineage: Eukaryota; Metazoa; Chordata; Lepidosauria; Squamata; Sphaerodactylidae.
AGCUGUCUAGGACAAGGGAUGUCAUAUUGUGUUUGGCAAGGUCGUCCCUUCCUAACUUCUCCUUUCUUUCCCUCUCCUAGACUGUGGGUGGGCGUGGAAGAUGCCCACAUGAACACCAUCCCCAUCUACCUGAAAGUCCAACCUUGCAUGACCUUGGCAACCCUCAAAGACAUGGUUUUCCUCCACUAUGGUUUCCCGCCCGGCAUUCAGCAAUGGGUGGUGGGUCAGAGGCUGCCUCGAGACCACGAGACCCUUCAGUACCAUGGCAUCCAGCGAGACGGCGACGUGGCUUACCUCUACCUCCGAUCUGCCAAGGCGGCCAAGCUUCGCAAAGACACCUUCCGGCAGGAGCACGAACGCAGGCAGCUGGAAGAGUUGGGCAUUGACGGGGGCGUCUUGCUGCCGCGGGGAAGCCAAGAAGUAGCCACGGCCCCGCCGGACAUCGUGGAUGCAGAAGGGCAAGCAGAAACCCCGGCCGCAUCACCCCUGGCCCCGAACCCGAAGGUUGGCUGGCAGUGCCCGGUCUGCACGUUCAUCAACAAGCCCACCUGGCCGGGCUGCGAGAUGUGCUGUGCCGAGCGGCCCAAGGACUACGCCACGCCGGAAGGGUACCAGCCGGACCAGGAGGAGCAGGUGCGGCUGCAGAAGGAGGAGGAAGCCAUGAAGCAAUACGAGCAGGCCAAAGAGCAACGGAAGCAUGCCAAUUACCAGCAGCUCUUGCAACUGGACGGGCAGAGCCUCGUGCUGUCGGAGGCGGUGGUGGAGUGCCCCAUCUGCUUUGUGACUCUGGAGCCCGGGGAGGGUGUCACCCUGCGCGAGUGCCUGCAUUCCUUCUGCAAGGACUGCUUGAAAGGGACCAUCCUCAACAGCCAAGAACCUGAAGUCCGUUGCCCCUACAUAGACCAGAAAUAUUCCUGCCCAGGGCAACUGCUGGAACGGGAGAUCAAAGCGCUUCUGAGCCCGGCAGAAUACCAGCGCUUCCUGGAUUUGGGCAUCUCGGUGGCUGAGAAUCGCAGCCUGUCGAGCUACCACUGCAAGACGACAGAUUGCCGGGGCUGGUGCUUCUUCGAAGACGACGUGAAUGAGUUUAAGUGUCCCGUGUGUGAGAAGAAAAACUGCCUCCUUUGUAAGGCUAUUCACGAGAACAUGAACUGCAAAGAGUACCAAGACGACCUCAAACUCCGCGCCGAGAACGACCAGUCUGCGCGGCAAACCACGGAGAUGUUGAUGAAAAUGGUGCAGAGCGGAGAUGCCAUGUACUGCCCUGUGUGCCAGAUCAUCAUCCAGAAGAAAGACGGCUGUGACUGGAUCCUGUGCACGGUGUGUCGUACGGAAAUAUGCUGGGUGACCAAAGGCCCGCGCUGGGGACCGGCGGGCUCCGGAGAUACUAGUGGCGGCUGCCGCUGCAGGCUGAACGGAGCUCCGUGUCAUCCUAAUUGCCACAACUGUCACUGACGGUGACCGGAAAGAGAACUCUGAGCUCUGAGCUCUGUUGCUUGGUGAGACAAAGACCAGUCCAGACCCUCCGGGCUCACCACCUACGGUUCCCACGAACAGAAAGACUGCAUUCCAGCAUUUCAACUCGGGAGGGUUAUGUAGCACGGAGACAGGAUGCGAUGCUUCCACGGAUGUUGCGUUCUGCUUGCAACUGUGCCUUGUAGCGAAGUUGAGGCUCCUGCCAGUGAAAUCUUGGAGCCCUGUUUAUCAAGGGCUAACCUGACUUCUUAUCCCCUUCCACCUGAGCAUUAGGCCUCACUAUCACUCGUGGGUGCCACGGCCAAAGCAGAGAUGCUUGGCCAGAAUUUGCAUUACCUUAUGCCAGUGAUGGCAAACCUUUUCGAGACCGAGUGCCCAAAUUGCAACCCAAAACACACUUAUUUAUUGCAAAGUGCCAACAUGGCAAUUUAACAUGAAUACUGAGGUUUUAGU